GAAAAGUGCACCACAGCAAAAUCCAAGGACACUUCAUUCUAGUGAACUUCGACUACUCGUUUAACUAUUUCUGGGCGUGAGUGUUCCACGCAUAAAAUACAAAUAACUGGGCUCACUUUGCAAGUUCAGGUUCAUCACCAAAGGAACCAAAGAAUGUAAUUGGGCUCCGCAGAAAGUAAGGUGCUGCAAAAAGAUUUACCUUUGAUAUUCGGAGAGAGACCACGCAUCCCGGGUGGUGAAUGGUAAGGGAAAGAACUCCUGCCACUGGUCUCAUCGAGGCUUUUCUUCCACCCUGCCCGUCCCAACCCCCUCGAGCCGGGGCCUAGGGCAGAGGCGAGAGGGUCCGGGUAGGAGCUCACCUGAACACACUGCUGGUAGCGCUUGAAGAGGUCGGUGCAUGGGUCCCCGGAGCCAUCCCCCUUGAGGAACUUCUCGGCAAACCAGCGAUUGAAGCACUGGUCGUACUCGCGCUUCAUGUCGGUGCAAGCCUCCCCUACGCUGUUCAUGGCGUCGGCGUCCGCGGCGGUGGCGGCGCUCUCGGAUGUCAUCACUUUUGAGCGCGUCGCGCGCUUAGGAGAGGAUGCGCUACGGCGGCCGAGAGGGAGCGAAAUGUGGGCGCGGGCCGUGCACCUGGGUCUUCGGGCUGCGGCGCGCGGGCGCCGGGGCUUCACCUCCAAGGCGGAUCCUCAGGGAAGUGGCCGGGUCACGGGCGAGCUGAUCCAGCACCUGGAGCGGCUAUCGCUGGUGGACUUCGGCAGCCAGGAGGCCGUGGCCCGGCUGGAGAAAGCCAUCGCCUUCGCCGAUCGGCUCCGCGCGGUGAACACCGACGGAGUGGAGCCCAUGGAAUCAGUCCUGGAGGACAGAUGUCUGUACCUGAGAUCUGACAAUGUGGUAGAAGGCAACUGUGCUGAAGAACUACUACAAAACUCCCACCGAGUUGUGGAAGAGUAUUUUGUGGCUCCGCCAGGUAAUAUCUCUUGGUCAAAGCUGGAUGAAAAACAGCCCUUCUCACACCACUGAGUAGCUAUUUUGGGAAGGGGCAUUCUAUGAACACAUGGAAGUGCAGAAACUAUUUUGCAACAAGUAUUUUGUUAUUAUGAACACUAAUGUACCACUUCCUUCAGUCAUCUGAAAAAAGUGAUGGCUAGGUAUCUUUUACUAAUUCUUCUGAAGAUAGAACUGGGAAAGAUCUAGCCAAAAUAAAGCAGAGUCCCUGACACCAACAGGAAGUGGAAGGUAUGGCUGAUUUCCAAGGAAAUGGAUCAAGUAUAUUCAUAGAUACUCAUAGACCAUUCAGUGUGGAAGACUUUAUCCCUCCCUAAAAGACUGUCUACCAAACUGCACUUAAGUGAAUCUAUUUAUGUAAUUGUUACAGACCUUGCAUCCGAUCACUUCAUGACCACCCUUUUAGUUGCUGUUUCCGUCAACCUGAGCAGCCUUUUAUCUUUACUAAACAUACUUAAAUUUGUUCUUGGGUACCCACUGUGUUUCAAGCAGAGUGCUGACUUUCUGCUAUGGUUGAAGGUGCCCCGGGUAGGCAGUUUGGGGAGGUGAUGGGUUGUUUAUGACCUUCACAGUUGUCAUUUCAUGUGUGCGUAAUUUCACCCCAAACUCAUUGAGUUGUAUAGCUCAGUGUAAAAAGUACAGCUUUUAUGGGUUGACUAUGUUUCAAUGAAGUGGUUUAAAAAAAAAGCCUGUGACAAUGUAGCCCCCUUACCCCCACUCCCUGCCCCAUGAUUACUGAACUAAGCAGAAUCCAAGACAGUGGGAGGUUUUGGUUUUGGGAUCCAAGACAGUGGGAGGUUUUGGUUUUGGGGUUUGUCUUUUUUUAUAGCUCAGAUACCAAGGACAAAUAUGAGAUAAAUUUAGGAGGGAAAGUGACAGAACCAAAAGUUAAAUAUUUGAGUUUUUUUCCCUGACCAACUUGCUCAAGUUGGUUUUGGUUAAGAAUUUCCCAAUGAUCUUUACGCUGGCACCCACUUUUAAAAACCUGUUUUUAGCCUUCUCAUUCCCUUCCCCUAUCUGCAAUGCUCCUCUUUUCAUUAAAGCAGCUUAGUUUACA
Molecule: messenger RNA, 2062 nt
Organism: Capra hircus (goat)
Lineage: Eukaryota; Metazoa; Chordata; Mammalia; Artiodactyla; Bovidae
Gene: GATC
Product: glutamyl-tRNA amidotransferase subunit C
Exons: 4
Coding region: 475-1020 (181 amino acids)
Biological process (GO): mitochondrial translation; glutaminyl-tRNAGln biosynthesis via transamidation; regulation of translational fidelity
Cellular component (GO): mitochondrion; glutamyl-tRNA(Gln) amidotransferase complex
Molecular function (GO): glutaminyl-tRNA synthase (glutamine-hydrolyzing) activity
Source: RefSeq, a predicted model, not a curated record